AUGGAGAGCAUCUACGACGACAACUCUGAGGCACAAACCAGGUGGUGCCACAGAGUAAUGACUAGUAGCGAAAAAUUUUACGAGGACGAGUUUCUUAGGAUCCUCUCAGCCUCCUAUGACCUCAAGAAGUUUGCGAAUACGCUAACGUCAGAUUCAGAUAACUUGGUCGAAAUCAUCAGCGACGAAGCAGGCUUGGACCGCGUCAUGAGGAUCUUAGGAAUAUCAGACGAUAUCAACACGAUACUUUUCCAAACAAUCAUGGCCAGAUUCCCCGCGACUAUGACUCUUAAGAGCGGCAAAGCUUUGGCGUCACGACUCCUAGACGUUUGCAACAUUGACCAAAAGAACACGUUUUGCCAGUCCACGUACCGUCACGCCCUUCUCUUGGCGCGUGACGAAAACGGUUGCAGCACACUCAAGAAAGCCAUAACAAUAGCUGAUGAUAUCUUAAAAUCUGAUUUCCUCGAGCUGAUCUCUCUCAAGGCUCACUUCCUAAGCGAGGACGAUUUAGGAAUCUCCUUAAUCCAACAUGUGCUUAACCUCGACUAUACACGGAAAGCCACAGAAGACGACACGCUCUUGCACGAGCUAUUCGCGGAGUUUGAUGAGAUUCUCCCGACAUGUGACACGGUGGAGCUUCUUAACCUUGCCUCGAAGCUGACGUCAGAUUCUCGUCUCUUUUUGGAGUUUGUCAAAACAAAACGAGGCUUGCUCAUGGUUCAGAUCAUCCUUGGAAGAUCAGAAGAAGUCGACAGAGUGUUUUGGGAGGCCAUCAGGCGAGGCUACACCGAUCUUGCAAUCACUCAUCACGGUCAUCGCAUCAUGUUACGAACCAUAAACGUUUUCGAGAAAAGAGGAAACAAGAAUGUGUACGCGCAAAUCCUACGCCUAGUUGGAUACAACGCUUUCUACCUAUCCAAGCAACCUAUUAUGGGAAACGCCGCCGUACUGCACGCCAUUAAUAUACACAACCCGAACUGUACGGAAUUCAUCGCUUGUGGGCUUCAAUGCCACUACAUUGAGCUUUCUUUUCUGAAUAAUGGAAGCAACAUUGUGGAGAAGCUCCUCGGUGAAGUUGACGAAGAUAACAACAAGUUGCCUAUAUUGUUUAUGGUGGUGGAGAUUGUCAACUGUGAUGAAGAUACGUUGGUGAGAUUGGCCAAGGAUGAAUACGGGAAUCGGGUUUUGGAAAAGACUCUACAUGUGGCAGAUUAUCAUCAUUUGUAUGAUUUGGUAGAUGAUAUUGUCGACAAGUUGGAGCCUCUUCUUGAUACCUUGCGUGGGUCACGCGGAGAAAACAUUGCAGCUCUAUCAUCCAGGCCAGUCUGA
Molecule: messenger RNA, 1329 nt
Organism: Microthlaspi erraticum
Lineage: Eukaryota; Viridiplantae; Streptophyta; Magnoliopsida; Brassicales; Brassicaceae
Source: the annotation of a GenBank genome assembly